This is a messenger RNA of Caenorhabditis bovis, 552 nucleotides long. NCBI's taxonomy places the organism in Eukaryota, Metazoa, Nematoda, Chromadorea, Rhabditida, Rhabditidae. The record is from the annotation of a GenBank genome assembly.
AUGCCGUUGCCAAACAAAGCUGGAGAGCCCGAGUUCAAGCUGAAGGUUGAGCCGGCUGAUAAACUUGUCUUCAAGUAUAAACUCGGAGAAGAAUGCACCAUUGAUAUGAAGAUCACGAAUCCGCUUAAAGAACGCAACAGUUUCAAGGUGAAAUGCACUGACAACGACAUUUUCCGUGUACGACCACCACUUGGAUUUGUGAAGGGAGGCGAAUCCGCAGUUGUCAAGAUCACACUGAAGGCAAAAACUGCCCCUGACCCAACUCGCCACUUCUUCGCAAUCUACCAUCUCAAAUACACCGACAUGAAGAGCACCGCUAGAGCAGUAUGGACAUCGGAAACAAAACCAGACGGUGUCAUUCGACUCCAAGCCGUUCUUGAGGAUGUUAAUGCUGAAAAGAAGGAGGAAACCGAUAAGAAAGAAGACGAUAAGAAGGAGGAUAAGAAGGAUGACAAGAAAGAAGAAAAGGAUGACAAGAAAGAUGAGAAAAAGGAAGAUGAAAAGGAUGAAAAGAAGGAGGACAAAAAAGAAGAUGACGAGAAGAAAAAAUAA